AUGACAACGACACGUAGAUCUCUGACUGACAAAUCCAGUUGGUAUUUUGUUCUCAAAGCGCUGCAGUGUACAUUGAACUCAAUGGCGGACUGGGAAAAACAAUGAGCCUGGUACCAGUCAACAAUUGGGACCGCAUCCACCGAGCAGGCUAUGCAGCCGACCUCCUAUAUCUACUCACGAUAUUUCUCUCCAAAUGCUCUGUUGCGUCGAUUUAUCUGCGCCUGACACCUGGUCGUGGCCAUUUUAUAGCCGUCAAGACCAUCUUGAUUGGCAUGACGGCGUGGAUCCUGAUGGGUAUCUUUGUUGUCGGUCUGAGAUGCCACCCUGCUGAGCCAUGGCUCGAUGUCACUAAUGCCAUUUGUCCUCACCUUUACACAAGGUGGGCGGUAAUCGGAGCUCUCGAUAUGAUCAGUGAACUUGCAUUGUUCUGCAUGUCCAUCUACCUCAUCUGGAGAGUUCGGAUGUCACUCAGGUCUAAGUUAACAGUUGUGGGCGCAUUUAGCUGCCGUCUACCGAUCAUUGGCCUCGCUGCUCUCCGUCUUUACUAUCUCCAAAUCCAACUCAGCUCCGACAAUCCAUCCUUCGAUGCAGCCAACAGCGUCGCGCUCACACAACUCGAAAUGGGAUACGGCAUUUUCGCAUGCAUCAUGCCAGUCAUGAAGCCCUUCCUCGCCUCUCAUGAAGGUCCUCUUCCGAACAGGGCCUACACUGGCGAGACCUACAACUUAUCUACUUUCGGAGGUGGAAAGAGCAAAUUGAAGAACAGCCAACGAGAUGCCUCACGAGAAGGUACGCUACAGGACGGGAAUUAUAACACACUUGGAAGUCAGCCAUAUCUGGGAAUGCCGACGAAAAGGCUAAGACUGAGGCCGGAGCAAAUCAGCUACCAGGUUGGGGCAGCUAGGCAUGAGGGUCAGCAUGAUAGGCCAAGCCUAGAUAGUGGUGAUAGUCAGUUAAUGAUCAUAAAGAAACAUGUGGACUUCACAGUGCAGUAUGAUACGAAUCCAAGCAGGAGUACAGAUAGGAGUGGUGAUAUUGAAGGAGAAGCGUCACACUCUUGACCUGUCAAUUUACACAUGGAAGCGCAUAGAUAGACAAAUUAAUACAAAC
Cadophora gregata is the source of this 1110-nucleotide messenger RNA. RefSeq lists its product as uncharacterized. Lineage: Eukaryota; Fungi; Ascomycota; Leotiomycetes; Helotiales; Ploettnerulaceae. The transcript is spliced from 3 exons. The record is from RefSeq and is a predicted model, not a curated record. Bases 102 to 1061 code for a protein of 319 amino acids.